Messenger RNA from Racocetra persica, 609 nucleotides. Lineage: Eukaryota; Fungi; Glomeromycota; Glomeromycetes; Diversisporales; Gigasporaceae. The record is from the annotation of a GenBank genome assembly.
AUGCAAUCUGAUAUUAACACUCAGAAUCAGAUUAACCAUGAAGAUAAUAUGUCAAAGGAAGAUGAUAUGAAUAUGUCAAACAAAGAUGAUAUGCCAUUUGAAGACAAUCAGUUUUUACAACCUGUUCAGAACGAGAUGAAAAAAUAUACUGAUAUCCAAAUUAACAGAGAUCCAAUACCAAUAAUGAUUUAUAGUGAUACUCCUAACAUUCUUAAAGAAAUUUUUAAAAAAAUAUUUGAAAUAUGGAUUGACUUUUUGAAUUCUUUACUAGUGCCAAUUCCCAGCCAUUUUACUGUGAUCGAUCAAGAUACUGGAGAAGAGACAAGAAAAGAAUCAUCUGCUAUUUACCAUAAAGAUAAGCCAGCAAUAAUCAAAAAUGAAAUGGUUGCUGCCAGAUAUUUAGUGAUACUUGUUCAACGAUUGGGUUGGCAAGAAAUAUUUGGUUUAACACAUAACUAUGAACUCGUUCUCAAGCUUAUUGAUGAAGACAACAGUAAGAAUGCAAUUACUUUACAAAAUAGAAUAUUACAAAAACAAAAUAGAACUCGGGAUCAAAUGUUUGAAGACGGUGAUUUACUUAAUUACUUUGACAAAGUUAAGGUAGUUUAG